Messenger RNA from Cuscuta epithymum, 753 nucleotides. NCBI's taxonomy places the organism in Eukaryota, Viridiplantae, Streptophyta, Magnoliopsida, Solanales, Convolvulaceae. The record is from the annotation of a GenBank genome assembly.
CUGUUUUCGGUCAUUCCAUGGAUAAAUUUUAUUUAAUUAAAUAAAUAAUUUCUAAUUUGUAAUAAUAUUUUUUCCCCGGCCUCUGAUUGAAAGUCGAUACUGGCUAUAGUUCUUCGAUCCCAACAAAUAGAGCAUAUAUUCAUCGAAUAAUAACAAAAUUAUCAUCAUAUCUUAAUUAAUUUAUUAGAUCGAUCUAUAGAAGAAGAGAUCGAAAUGUCCGGCGGGGUUGGGCCAUGCAGCGACAUACGUCUCCCCAAGGAAGAGGCGGUAACGACGGACGACACUAGCAGCAGCGGCAGCCGGGGAAAUAAUAAUGAUAUAAAUUCUGUUUCGAAGCGGCCGCCGCCACGUCACGGCGGCAGGGGGUCGUUCACGUUCCGGCAGCUGAAUGCCCUGGCCGUGAUGGUCGUCCUCUCGGCCAGCGGGAUGGUGAGCAUGGAAGAUUUCGCGUUUGUGCUCUUCUCCAUUGUGUAUAUCUAUUUCAUCUCAAAGGUGGCCUUCCCCCGGUCAACGCCGCCUUUGGAGGAUCCGGUGUUCGACCAAACUAACCGGACCCUCGGCCUCUACGUCUUCGCCGGAGCUGCCAUCGGCUUGUUUCUCCCCAUCGCCUAUGUUUUUGAAGGUAUAUUUGAAGGAGACAAGGAGGGGAUCAAGGCGGCAGCGCCGCACGUGUUCCUAUUGGCGAGCCAGGUGUUCAUGGAGGGGGUGGCCAUGACGGACCGGUUCUCGAUCCCGGUCCGGGUUUUUGUUCCG